Molecule: messenger RNA, 3041 nt
Organism: Cuscuta campestris
Lineage: Eukaryota; Viridiplantae; Streptophyta; Magnoliopsida; Solanales; Convolvulaceae
Source: the annotation of a GenBank genome assembly
ACAGAGAACCCAUGUCCAGAAAAUUGCAAAAAUCAAAGAUGCCCAUCACAGAGAGAUCUAAUAUCAGCUCAUAAAGAGAACCAAGGGUAGUGGAAAAUAUAGUAUAUACUCCAAAUUUAAGACAAUAGAUGGCAUGUCACCUUAUUGGUUCUUGGUGCUGCCUUGCUGGAUAGAUGAGAUGAAGGUUCCUGCCAUGUGAGGAAGAAGAAGAUGAAGAAGAAAUGUUUGGCCCAGACAAACUGUACAGGAAUACGAACUGGAGUAAAAUACUCCUCAACCCAUCCUCAAGAACAACUGAACAACGACAACAAGAAUAAAAAAGAAGAGGAAAUUGGGGAGAAACAUCAGGCCGAUUGAAAAAAUGCCGCCGGGUAGGUUAGUUGGUCCUCAAGUCAAGAAAUUUACGCAGUGUUUGGUUGGAGGUAGAUGGAGGUAGGGUGAGGUGAGAUUUAGAGGCUACCUUGUUUGGGGAAUCAAUCGGAGAAGGUAGCCGAAGGUAGGGGGAGGUAGCUUAGCCGCGGAACAGUGAUAAAAAUCCGCCCGCCGAUUCUCCGGUAACUCAAGGGCCUUUUUUAUUCAAACGUGUAACGGUGCAAGUGGGUGAAGACCCGAAGACUAGCAGGCCCGUUUGAGUUGCCAGAAUAACAGAUGGGCCGUGUGUUGUGUCACGUCCAAAUUCGGCCACUUCAAUCCUCCAGGAGAGUCUGACCACCAUCUGAUGCAAGCUGAGGCCACCGCGGCGCCGUGCAUCUCCUCCGUCUUUCCGGCAAGUUUUCCGAUUCUCUGUCUAUCUUAUUAAUUGCUUCGCUAAAAACGUAAACUCUGCGUGUGAGGAAUCAUCAUUUUUUUCUUUCCGAAUCUUCUGUGAUUAAUGAUCGGAAGUUAAUCGGCGAGAAGUGGUUGAAGGCGGCGAACGCCCAGCAAUCGGAUUCGAGAAUUUAGGAUAGUGAAUCAUCUCCGUUACGGAUCGGAUCAAAGUGUUCUUUUGAUUUUCAGAUGUGAUACUGUUGCGCUAGUCAACGUUUGUUUAGAUUUUUAUAUAGUUUGAACCAGAUACUUCCUAUGCCCCUAAUCAAUUUGUUCAAUGUGACUUCACUUCAGGUAGAUUAAGAACACUGUUGAAAAUAUGUUAUAUAGUGAAAGUCCAGUCGUUAGAAUUUGUUUAAACCUGAGAAAUAUUUAAGACCAAAGAGAAAGGGAAAAAGUGCAAAAAUAAUCUAAGGAUUGUUUUUCGUAUCAGUAGAAGCUGAGAAAAAAAUAGCUAUUGUUUGAAAUUCAAAACAAGGUUGGAAGUUUAAGCGGCAAGGGGUGAAGAUGAAGCUUGCAAAAAUGAAAAUUACCUUAAAUUGGAUUCGGAAGAAGAGCAUGGUCAGAUAAAAGGAAGCAACAUGGCACGUGCAGCCAAAGGGAAGCUUAUAUUCUCUAGGGACCAGCCCUGGAUGACGGAAGUGUCGUUGGGGACGAAGGAAGAUGAAGUCACAGAGUCGAGAAGAAGGCCAGAUCGAGAGAUAAGUUUGAAAGGCUAAAGCUUUGAUUUAUGAUGACGACACAGAAUGUACCCCACCAAAUACUGCAAUCUCCGGCUAGGCUCGGCCUCCCAACUGCAAACUCACCUUCUAUUCAAAACCCUGCCUCUCCCAAUCCAUCCACCGCCCAAGCCUCUCAAUCUCGCCCUCGCCAACACCCAAACCACACCUCGACCGCACUCAUUUCCCUCCUUCCCCCUCUCCCCAGAGCCCAGUCUCUCCUCACUCAAAUGGCCUCCCUUGCUUCCAGACUCUUUGAAGUCUCGCCCAACCGCUCCCAAUGGGUUAGUUCCUUCCGCGGCUCUCUCCCUUCCUUCUUACCUUCUCAAACCCCACCCCUCGAGCCCUCCCCUUCUACCACCAAAGAAACCCUCUCCCUCUUCGCUUCCCUUCAGUCGCAACUUUUUGAAGCUGUUGCAGAGCUUCAAGAAAUUCUUGACCUUCAAGAUGCAAAGCAGAGGAUCUCACAGGAAAUCCAGUCUAAAGAUUCCUCUGUUCUUGCUUUUGCCCGCAAGCUUCAAGAAGCGGUCCGUGUCCUUGACAUGCUAGUGGAUGACUACUCCGAUUAUCGCCGCCCGAAACGGGCAAAAUUGUCCGAUGAUGAGGACUCUUCGUUGACAACGGUCAACACCCAGAUCAAACUGUCGGAUAUAUUGUCGUAUGCUCAUAGGAUCAGCUACACAACUUUUGCUCCACCCGAGUUUGGCGCCGGACCAGGCCCACUCCGUGGAGCCCUCCCCCCGGCCCCACAGGAGGAGCACAUGCGUGCUUCUCAGUUGUAUAACUUUGCUGAUCACGACGUUGGUUUGCCCAAAACGGACAAGGGUAAGGAGAAGAUUGUCCACCCGCUCAUUGACCCAGCAAUGGAACUACCCGACCUCACAAAUAUUGUGGUGCCCGUUGGGUGGCAACCCGGAAUGCCCGUGGAACUGCCCAUCGAUAUACCCCUCCCUCCACCCGGGUGGAAACAAGGAGAUCCAGUCCCCCUGCCUCCACUAUCUGUCACCCAGAAGGUGGAGCAGCUGCUGGUGCCGCCCCCGCCGCCAGUUGUGCCUCUACAAGGGCCGCCCAAGAUGCCGGAGGUCAUACAAGUGCGGCAUGUGCAGCUUGAUCUUGACGAUGACAGUAGUGACUACAGCAGUGAUGAUGAAGAAGCCAGCUCUGAUAGCGAAGAUUGAUUUUUUCUUUUAAAUUUGUAGAAGGAAAACGAAGCAUAUCUAUCUGCCUCCUCCCCUGCACCAUGGCUGUGGCGGCGGCGGUGGUGGUGAAGGGACAAAGAUGAGUUAAAUUGCCGAUUAUGCCCAUACGGGUGCGAGGGAAUUCGUCGUCUUGAAGGUUUCAUUCAAAAUGUAGUGAAGUGUUAUUCAUGUGUUGUGCCAAAGUCGAAUCUAUCAAUGCAGUAAUAUUAUACAGUAGUAACACAAGCCUCGGUUUCUUUAUUUUGUGGACUUUUUUGGGCGAACGUUAGAAACUUUGAUCUAAUUUUACUACUGGUAAUAAAUUACCAUUAAUUGU